Lutzomyia longipalpis is the source of this 3970-nucleotide messenger RNA. RefSeq lists its product as uncharacterized. The coding region runs from base 61 to 3165 and encodes 1034 amino acids. Gene Ontology annotation, molecular function: protein binding; serine-type endopeptidase activity. The record is from RefSeq and is a predicted model, not a curated record. Lineage: Eukaryota; Metazoa; Arthropoda; Insecta; Diptera; Psychodidae. Gene Ontology annotation, biological process: proteolysis. The transcript has 10 exons.
UUGAGGUUAGAGAAAAAGUGGAAGUGUUUUGGAAGAUUUGGAAGAGAAGGAAUCCCGGAAAUGAUGAAGAAUAUCGCUUUUAUUAAUACGCAAAAGAAGCCACUUGAGGAGCUGAAACUUACUUGGGAUGGUUGCCAAAUUCCUGCCAUGAGUGAACAAUUUGCCGUAAAACGUCUUCGUGCAAAGUACACAGCCCUACCCAUGGAUGGGUUGGAAGUAACCCGAGAUACUGAUGUGCUGGAAGAGUGGCUACGGAAUGCUCAACUGUUUGAGAGUGAGAUUGAGAGUUUGCUGAAGCUGGAUUUUCACAGAUUAACAAAGAUGACUGUCGCAGCGGAGAAGCAUAACAGAAACCACAAUCAUCAUCACACCACUAAUGGCAAUAACCACAAUCCAAAGAGAAAAGAGUCGUGGGAUUCAAAGAAUGGAAAAAUCAAAAGUGAUCUACUGGGAAGCUAUAGCAAUGGAAAGUACUCAUACAGGGGGCGACGCUCCGAGUCCGUCAUGUCCACCGAUUCAGACAUUAGAUUUACAAGGAGAAAACUUGGGGAGAAUGAAAAAUGUGGCUGUGCUCUCAUUGCUGGCUUUCUGGCCACACUCCUCCUGGCUGGAGCUAUUGUCUACAUUGGAUACACAUACCUCCGUCCAGAUCCGCUACCUGAUAGAGUAUUUAGGGCGAGAUUUAGGGUUACCAAGGGGGAUUCGUGGCAACCAGAGCUUGCGGAUCAGAAUUCCCUGCGGUUUCAGCAUCACGCACGAGACUACCGGGAACGAAUAAAUUUAGUCUUGCGACGUUCAGACCUCCGGGAAACUUAUGAGGGAUGUGAAAUUCUCGCCUUGGAUGGGAAUGAUGAUCGUGAUGAUUUGAUGGUGCAUUUUGUGUUGCACUUUGACCCAUAUCGGGGGCUAGUCUCAGCGGCGGAUUUGCAUGCAAUCUUUACGGAGGAAUUUGAAGCUGAUCGUCCACGAUACUUUAGCAAUUUAACCAUUGAUCCGGGUUCGUUGGAUUUUCAGGAGAUGAUGGGGAAUUUUGACGACAUCUCGGGAACAUCAUCUUCUCCACUUGGUGGAAAGGAUGAUGUGCAAAAUAGUAGUACAAUAGCUGUGAAGCUUCCACCACGACGAUGUGAACCGGUACGGCUAAGGUAUUGUCGCAAUAUUGGCUACAACAUGACGACGUAUCCCAACUUCCUGGGGCACACAUCUUUUGAGGAAGUUGAGCAGAAUUUGAUAGCUUUUAGAGAACUUGUGGAUGCUGAAUGCUUCCGGCAGGCAUUUGACUUUGUUUGUCGCCUCCUGCAGCCUCCGUGUGAACUGAGGGAACCCCUUGAGGCACAAGCUGGAAUGGUUUGUCGUAGCUACUGUCAGGAUUUUCUCAAUGGCUGUGGGAGUCGUCUCCCAAAGAAAUUCCGGAAGUACUUCAAUUGCGAACGAUUCCCCGAAUCCACGGGUAGUCAGACAUGCCAUCAACGUCCCGAAUGUGCUGCUGAUCUCCAAUCUCAGGCUCUUUCAUCGCGACUAUGUGAUGGCAUUGCUGACUGUCCGGAUCUCAGUGAUGAGACAACGUGCUCAUUCUGUCCGGAAAAUUCCCUCUACUGCGGCAGAGGAAGGGCGUGCAUUUCACGAAGAUCUCGUUGCGAUGGGAAGGCUGAUUGUCCCGAUGGGAGUGAUGAAAUGGACUGCUUAUCAAUUGCCCCAUUGGUGUCCUAUGUCUCCAAGCCACUGCCCUUGACUCCGCAUAGGAAUAAAUUCUACAGCGAAGGUUUUGCCAUUUUCUCCGAAAAGGGCAUCACGGGGAAGCUCUGUGCUGAAGGAUUGGACUCCGAUAGGGAUGCAUCAGUGCGCAAUACAGUGGCGGAAUCUCUGUGCAAAGCUCUUGGGUACCAGAGGCUCCUUCAUGCGGAAGUACGGACCGAUAGGGAGCCCAAUACAACGUAUGUACGUGUUUUUAAUCCACGUGCUCCGGAGAUUUCUUUCGUGCGCACAAAUUGCCGGAAACGAUUAGCUUUGUACGUGCAGUGUGAUAAUCUCGAGUGUGGCGUUCAGUCACUCUUUAGUGGAAGUCGCACGAUGACUCUGCCCAAGAUGAGCGCUCCUGGUGAUUGGCCAUGGCAUGUUGCCCUCUACAGGAGUGAUAUACACGUGUGCGAUGGAACACUCGUCUCGGAUGAAUGGGUUCUCACGACUGAAGGAUGCUUCCAGGGGCAGUCAAAAGCCACAUGGAUGGCUGUCCUGGGAUCAGUUAGGCUCACUUCAUCCCCACCAUGGAUGCAACGGAGGAGGAUUAUUGGAAUGGUAAAAUCCCCCGUGGAAGGCUCAACAGCGGCUCUUGUUCGCCUUGAAACUCCCGUGGAAUAUUCAGAUUUCGUCCGUCCAAUUUGUCUGCCCGAUGAGGUGCACAAGAAACGCCCCGUGCCCACUGGAAGAUCAUCCCGAGAUCGCCCACAGGCUGAGAAACUCGAAAAUACGCGUUCACCUGACUUCAAUACCCUUCUUUCGGCGUCACAGCAUAAGAUAAAAGUAAAUCGUGACUACUUCAGUAGUCCAGCUAAUGAUGCCAUUGGUGAGGAGAAUACCUUCCCACGGGCACUUCAUGAGGAAUUCGAUGGGGACGAUAUGCCCAAGGCGGAAUCCCUCAAUAGUCUAUCGUUCAGCAAAAAGUACCCCCUACCCAAUAAUUCCCCACAGACGCAGGAAUAUGAGGAACGAAGUGCUGCCUUCAAGGGAACCCAGUACUCCUCCCUCACAAAUCCAUCCAUCGCCAUGGUUCACUACGCCAAUGUUGCUGCUGCUGAAGUGCCCACAAACACCCGCAUGCCACCGCAUCAGUGGACAAAUUGCAACACCCUCGGCUGGGCGAGACAGAGGGAUCAUCUGCAGCGUGUUCAGUUGAAAAUUGGUGACAUGGAGGCGUGUGAAAAUGUCUCAAUUGCCACCGUGAACAGCAUGUGCACCGAAACGGCUUAUCACAAGCAAGAUUGCACGGAGGAAGAAUUUGCCGGAAGUCCUGUUCUCUGCCUCCUUCCGGACAACAAACGAUGGGCCCUAGUCGGUAUGGCAUCGUGGCGAAUUGCAUGUGCUGUGAGUGGAACAGAACGACCACGAAUGUAUGAUAAAAUAUCCUCAAAUGCCGCAUGGAUUCGAGACAUAAUCAGUGCAACGUGAAGCACCCACAAGCAUUUCUACAAUCAAUUAGGACAAAUGAAAAAAGCUCUAUGAAUUGAUACUUUUAUUUAAUAUUAAAUAUUAAGAAGUCCUUUUGUAAAUACAUAAAUCCCAAAAAAAACUUAUCAAUUUGAUCGUUUUUUUUAUCAAUCGCAUUGUUUGGCAAUUUUCCGCGAUGAGAUAAUACCACGGUCGGGGGAGUUUGUUUCAUCUUCUUUAGUUCUUUCCCAGCCAGUCCAGCAGGAGAAAGGUCGUCAGGUGUGGAGCGCGCACAGAGAUUCCAUGAUGAUGCUGAGAAAUGCUGCAAUCUGCAUUAUCGUACAAUUGAUCUUCAAUGUAAUUUUGGUGUAACAUUACGCGGAGGAACCGUGUGAAGUGUGUAAUAAAUCUCUGUUAUAUGUUGCAGCUUCAAUUGGUGCAUGUGAAGUACAUUGAUGGAUUUGCGAGGGAGGAUUCCACACAUUCUUCUUCUCCCACUGCUGAUUGUGAGUCUUCGACAAUUGUUUCAGCUACCUCUCAUCUUGCAACAGAUUCAUUGGGAGAAGAAGAAAUUAAUUUAUCGGAAGGUACAACAGAGAACUUCCUAAUUAGCACAACAGAAGACGCCAAUCAUCCUGAUGUUGAAGUGACAAAAGAACAAACUCAGACAACACCUGAAUGUGAUGAGGAAAGUCCGGAAAAUGGAAAAACUAAACCACUUCCAGAUGACUACCAAUGGAUGGUAGUAUCUGUUAUUUUCAUCGUUCUAACCCUUGGAUCAGCUUCAGCUGCGGUCUUUAUUCUCCUCAUUACCCCGUCCACCGUU